Molecule: messenger RNA, 1552 nt
Organism: Vigna angularis (adzuki bean)
Lineage: Eukaryota; Viridiplantae; Streptophyta; Magnoliopsida; Fabales; Fabaceae
Product: mavicyanin-like
Exons: 2
Coding region: 674-1294 (206 amino acids)
Cellular component (GO): plasma membrane
Molecular function (GO): electron transfer activity
Source: RefSeq, a predicted model, not a curated record
GCUAGCCAUGUGAUGUGUCUGGAGAAGUUUGCUGUUUUUCUUCCUCGCAGCACAUAAUAAUGCAAUAUUGUGGGGGCAAUUAUACACUAACAGACACUAUUAAUAUAAGAAGAAACCUCAUAAACUAAUAUAGUUUGCCAACUGGCUCAUGUGCACAUUAUUAGUGCAUAUAGUUGUCAAGUUUAUCUGUCUCUUGGUUUUUACACUCAUUUGAUACGGAAUACCAGAGUAAAAUAAUUAUAAAAAUAUAAAUUUUUAUAUUUUUAAAAAAAUAAAAUAAGAAAGAAUAAAUGUAAAAAAUUUAAACGUGUCAAAUAAUCAUUUUUCUAUUCCAUAUUAUUCUUCUAGCAGUAUCUUACUCUUCCUGACAACCUUAUUUAGUCUUAACCAUCUUUCUUUUCCCAUGUUAUGCAGUUUUCAUUUUAAAUCUAGGUCUCUUUCAGAAGAACAAAACUAAUGAAUGACAACCAACUAGACCAACCAAUAAAUUGUAUCAUGUAGGAAUUAUAAUAGUAUAAAUUUUUUGACUCAAAGAAAUAAGGGCACUCAAGUAAAUUGACCUUCAAAGUCUGGUUCUUUUUGGAUCUCAUUAUCAACUCUCCAUUGGCCAUAUCUCAGUGGUCCUAGAUUAUAACUCCAAAAUCUAAUGUGAGUGUGACUGAGAAGAACCAAGAUGGGCAAUCUUUCAAGUCCCAACAGAAUAUUGGCGUUUCUCUUCCUCACAUUGGUCCAAAUCCAAAGCAAGGUGUUUUGCUACCAAUACAAAGUUGGAGAUCUUGAUGCUUGGGGCAUACCCACCUCAACAAAUCCACAAGUCUACAAAAAAUGGUCCACAUAUCACAAUCUCACAAUUGGAGAUUCCCUCCUGUUUCUAUACCCACCAAGCCAAGAUUCAGUGAUUCAAGUUACUGAAGAAUCCUACAACAAGUGCAACAUCAAAGACCCUAUCUUGUACAUGAACAAUGGAAACUCUUUGUUUAACAUUACAUCGAAGGGCCAAUUCUACUUCACUAGUGGUGUGGCUGGCCAUUGCCAAAAGAAUCAGAAACUUCAUGUAGCUGUAGGUGAAGGAAUAUCAGAAAAUGUGGAUGCUGCAUCUUCUCCUGCAUCUGCACCCUCUUAUCCCACAGUAUUUGGCAAUAUUCCAGUAGCUGCUUCUACCUCAACCCCAACCUCAACCUCAUCUCAACUCACUUCAACUUUUCAACUUCUCAUCAUUGGAUUUCUGAUAUCUGCACUCUUUUCUACCCUAUGUGAUGCCAAAAUGCCCUUACCUUUACCAUUACAGGCUUAAAUCAACAGGUUUGAGUAUUAGCUACGUAACUAUGUUAAAUAUUUUUAGAGGGAGUUUUGUCAGUAAUCAUAUCAUUGGUGCCUCUAUGUGAAAAGAUGUCAGUGUCAAUGUCAAUGCUCAAUAAUUCAUCAUGUUGAUUUAUUUUUUGAGUUUACCCUUUUCAUAACAAGGGCCUACUUAUACAUUACAGCAUUAUUCUUUCACCAUUGUGAUACUUUGUGAUGUUUCAAUCCUUCAUUUAUCAGAGAGGAAUUUGAC